Molecule: messenger RNA, 1629 nt
Organism: Rhodotorula toruloides NP11
Lineage: Eukaryota; Fungi; Basidiomycota; Microbotryomycetes; Sporidiobolales; Sporidiobolaceae
Product: Spg20 protein
Exons: 6
Coding region: 1-1629 (542 amino acids)
Biological process (GO): cell division
Cellular component (GO): plasma membrane
Source: RefSeq, a predicted model, not a curated record
AUGGCAGCACAGCAGCACACGCACCUCGUCAGCGCACACGGCGUCCAGCUCGCGCAUCUCUCGACUCGCGACGAUGACGGAGUAUUGCUCUUCGAGGGGACAGUUCACCUUGCACUCGCGUCUCGCGGGACUGGCGGGGCGACUUCAACACGCCGACGGGUCCCCCCUCCGCCGCCGCCUCGAUUUGGCGAGUCGACAGCCGCACUCUCUCCUCCUCCUUACGCCGAAUCCUCGCCCUCCACCUCGACUCCGACAGAAUGGCUCGUCCUGACUCUCACGACUCCGACGGACCCAUCACCCUCCUUCUCGAUGCCCAUCUCGCUCUCCAACUCGUCCGCGCGAAUCGAAGCCGUGCCCCCCUCGUCGUACAUCCUCCCAAACACAAUCGACGUCCUCGGCCCAGCGACUUCUCCUUCGUUCUUGCGCGGAGAGGUAGAUGAGAAACAGGUGCAGAACGGGUGGAUAAAGCUCACGCUCCCGAGCGCGGGCGUCGAGCCAGAGACGAGGGAGACGUUCGAGGCGGCCCUUUACGGGCUCUAUCGAGGCGAGGGAUCGGCCAACUCGUCGAGGAGCGCCUCGCCGCAACCUAAUCAGCUGUAUCUCGUCGAUGAGAACUCGGGGAGGGUGAUCGGGCAACUCGAGGGUGGGGCACACUUGAAGGAGGACGAGGCGGUCGCGAGCGGGCGGAUGCAGGAUGCGUCUACCCCUCUGUCAGGUGGGAAAGCAACCGACAUCGACGGCCACGAAGCAGUCGUGAUCGACUCGCUCGUCCCAACCGGUUCAAGUGCGAGUGCGGAAGGACACGGCGGCACGAUCACCUACUCGGUCAAACCCGUCUCAGCGUACAACCCCGCGGCGAACCCCUCGAACUCGUCCAUCAUCAGCGCAGCCAACACCGUCUCACACGGGAUCGUCGUCGGAUCCGAGUUGCUCUCUCGCGCGUUCGAGCGCGGGGCAGGGAAAUACGUCGCUUCGAGGCCUGCGACGCAGACCCCGCUUGUCUUCAAAGAUUCGACGCGCGGUGCAUUUGAGAAGGGGAGUAGGUGGACGCAGCAGGCUUCGGUGUAUAGCGGCAAGGCGGCGGGCGCAGUUGCGAACAUGGCGGGCAAGCUGGGCGAGAGGAUUGGAAAGGCCACGGGUGUGCAGAGCAGUCCAGGUGGCCAGGCUCCGACGGGCUGGAAAAAAGCCGUCGCGUCGACCCUGGUGGCCGUCAACACCGUCGCCGACCACCUCGAGACCGGCGGCAAAGCCCUUGUCGACUCGGGCACAAAGUCCGCGAGUCAGGUUAUCCACCACAAGUAUGGCGCUGAAGCGAGGGGAGUCGUAGACAACGUCGGUUCAAGCGUGAAGCACGUUGCGCUCGUUUACGUCGACGCCCGCGGAAUCGGCCGUCGAGCCCUCGUCCAAGCCGUCGGCAAAUCAGCUAUUAAAGCUCGCAUGGCGGACGGCUCCACUCUGUAUCUGACAAACGAGCAAGGAGAGUUGAAGCAGAUUGAGGACGUUGCGGCGCGGGAGCAGGCGGAGAGGGAGAAGAGCGGAUUCGCCGGCGAGGGCUCGUACGCUGGAGGGGUGCAGGGCGCGUCGACUGCGGUGCAGUAUGGGGCGGGCGGCGCGGUGGAGAAGCGGUGA